AAUCGAUUUCCGGUGUAAAGCGUUAUGUCAACGUGCGUUUGCUAACCCCAGAAUCGAGAAUGCCAGUCAGUGAAAAUGAGACCACGAAGAUUUUCUUUGAAGAAGAGGAUCUUGCCUACGAAGAAGACAUCUUGCGUAAUCCUUUUUCAGUGAAGUGUUGGCUUCGCUAUAUUGAGUUCAAGAAGGAGGCUUCAAAAGAUGUCAUUAACACAAUUUAUGAGAGAGCCCUCAAACAGCUUCCAGGAAGUUACAAGCUAUGGUACAAUUACCUGAAGCUGGUACGUAAGCAGGUGCGUGGACGAUGUGUGACAGAUCCAGCAUAUGAGGAUGCUAACAGUGCACAUGAGAGGGCACUUGUUUUUAUGCACAAGAUGCCACGUAUCUGGAUAGACUAUGUGCAGUUUCUGAUGGACCAAGGAAAGAUCACUCGUACACGACGUACAUUUGAUCGUUCACUUAGAGCACUUCCAAUUACUCAACACAACCGUAUAUGGCCAUUGUACCUCAGGUUUGCUCGCAUGUAUGAUCUGCAAGAGACAGCAGUGCGCAUUUACAGGCGUCACCUUAAGUUGCAGAAAGAAAACACAGAGGAAUAUAUAGAAUACCUUAUCUCCAUUGGUUGGCUUGAUGAAGCUGCAAUGCGGCUUGCGGAUGUCAUCAAUGAUGAGAACUUUGUCUCCAAGGAGGGCAAAUCCAAACAUCAGUUGUGGAAUGAACUUUGCAAGUUGAUUGCUGAGAAUCCAAGCAAAGUCACGUCACUCAAUAUAGAGCCUAUCAUUCGACAAGGUUUGAAGAGGUACACAGAUCAGAUAGGCGUCCUUUGGAACUCUCUUGCAGACUACUAUAUCCGUGGGGGCCACUUUGAGAGGGCCCGUGACAUUUUUGAGGAAGCUAUUGAGACAGUUAUUACUGUCCGUGACUUCACCCAGGUUUUCGAUGCUUGUGCACAGUUUGAAAAAAAUAUUAUUGCUGCCAAAAUGGAAAGCAUGGAGGAGUCAGGAGCAUCAGAAGAAGAUGACCUGGAGUUAGAGUUGAGGCUGGCUCGUCUGGAAGCAUUAAUGGAUCGCCGCCCCUUGCUUCUCAACAGUGUUUUGCUACGCCAGAAUCCUCAUAAUGUUCAUGAGUGGCACAAGAGAGUUAAACUAUUUGAAGGAAAACCACAGGAGAUCAUCAACACCUAUACUGAAGCUGUGCAAACUGUCGAUCCCAAGCAGGCAUCUGGUAAGCCACAUACACUGUGGGUGGAAUUUGCCAAGUUUUAUGAGAACGCUGACCAAAUUGAAGACGCUCGACUGAUCUUCAGCAAGGCUGUACUGGUUGAAUACAAACAUGUGGAUGACUUGGCAUCAGUGUGGUGCGAGUGGGCAGAAAUGGAGCUUCGGCAUGAGAAUGACCAGGAGGCAUUAAAGCUGAUGCAGAAGGCAACCACUCCUCCUCCUCGCAAAGUGGCCUAUCAUGAUGAGACAGAAGCAGUGCAAGCAAGAGUUCACAAAUCCCUGAAGGUGUGGUCUUUGUAUGCUGAUCUGGAGGAAAGUUUUGGAACAUUCAAGUCCUGCAAAGCAGUGUACGACCGCAUCCUUGACCUUCGUAUAGCCACGCCACAAAUCAUCAUCAACUAUGGCAUGUUCUUAGAAGAAAAUAACUACUAUGAAGAUGCCUUCAGGGCAUAUGAAAGGGGGAUUGCUUUGUUCAAGUGGCCAAAUGUCUUUGACAUCUGGAAUACAUAUCUCACCAAGUUUAUUAACAGAUAUGGUGGAUCCAAGCUGGAACGAGCAAGGGACUUGUUUGAGCAGUGUCUGGAUGCAUGUCCUGAAAAAUUUGCUAAAGCUGUCUAUCUGCUCUAUGCAAAACUGGAGGAGGAGCAUGGACUAGCUCGGCAUGCUAUGGCUGUAUAUGACAGGGCCACCAGGGCUGUGCUACCUGAGGAACAAUAUGAGAUGUUCAACAUCUACCUCAAGAGAGCUGCUGAAAUAUAUGGCAUAACGCACACAAGGGCGAUAUAUGAAAAGGCUCUGGAAGUUCUUCCCAAUGAUCCAGCAAGGGAAAUGUGCUUGAGAUUUGCUGACAUGGAGAAAAAGUUGGGCGAGAUUGAUCGAGCACGUGCAAUUUAUGCUCAUGGAUCACAGAUCAGUGAUCCAAGGGUGGCCCCUCAAUUUUGGGAGGCAUGGAAAGAAUUUGAGAUCAACCAUGGGAACGAAGACACUGUUCGUGAAAUGCUUCGUAUCAAACGUAGUGUGCAGGCUACCUACAAUACACAGGUGAACUUUAUGUCGGCUCAAAUGUUGGCUGCAACAGCAAAGAAGGAUGCUGCUGCAACUGCAGGUGGUACUGGUCCUGCAGGAGGCACAGAACCUAACACCAUGCAGCAACUUGAGGCACGGGCCAGGCAGCUGGCUGAAGAGUCUCUCAGAGAGAAGGCAGCUGCAGAGAAGAAACUGCUUUUCGUCAGGAGCACCACCACUGAUGAAGAACUUGGUGAACUGACCAAGACUCAUAAUCCAGAAGAAAUCAACAUUGAUGAAGACAGUGAUGAUGAUGAACAAGUUGAGGAAAUGGAAGUGACUCAACAGCCUGUGCCUUCUAAGGUAUUUGGAGGGCUAAAGCAAGAUGAUGAUGACAGUGACUGAAAGGCCAGGGCUUCUGUAGUUCUUAUGUCACAUGAUAAUGCAUCGUAACAAAACAUUGACUUCAGUGGCUGUGCACACAAUUAAAAUAUUCUGUCAUCACAAUGACAUUCUGGAUGUUUUUAUAACAGUGGAAAUUCAUUAUUCAUAUGUGUAUGUGUAGAAGAAAGGGGGAGUGGGGACAGGGAUGAAAGUUGGUAGUCUGACAUUGUUUAAACAAAUUUUAGUGUUUAUACUUAUGGCAUCCACGCCAACACUGGCUUUCUCAAAUAAAUUUAAUAAAUUUACAAAAAACAACGAUAAAACAGAGGAAAUAGUAUUCCAUUUAAAAAUAUUAUGCAAAAUAAAUUAUUUAGUUGAGAAAAUGUGUUCUUCAGGUGACUGCUUGGAACUUUUACUGUACUUGCACAUACUAUGUCUGCAGAUAUUAAAGAAAAUGUUUUCAUA
Messenger RNA from Pomacea canaliculata, 3071 nucleotides. Its product is annotated as pre-mRNA-splicing factor SYF1-like. Lineage: Eukaryota; Metazoa; Mollusca; Gastropoda; Architaenioglossa; Ampullariidae. Gene Ontology annotation, cellular component: post-mRNA release spliceosomal complex; Prp19 complex; U2-type catalytic step 2 spliceosome. Gene Ontology annotation, biological process: mRNA splicing, via spliceosome; generation of catalytic spliceosome for first transesterification step. The transcript has 24 exons. Gene Ontology annotation, molecular function: protein binding. The record is from RefSeq and is a predicted model, not a curated record. Bases 60 to 2627 code for a protein of 855 amino acids.